AUGGAGCAACCCGACGGAUUCAACUGGCCACCCCUUAAAACAGACCCAGAUAUCUUAUCUGAGUAUAUGCACAGUAUUGGACUCCCUGAAGAUUGGGUUGUGGAACCAGUCAUCAGUAUAGAUGAGGAAUAGCUUCCAUAUAUUAAUAGACCAGUAGUUGCUUUCAUUUUAGCACUUGGUGACUACGAAGAGAAAAAGUAAGCAAGUUCUGAACUUGGUCAUGUUGAGACUUCCUUUUUUAUGAAGUAAACUGACAGUCUUAAUAACACUUGUGGAAUCAUUGCCUUCAUUCACUCAGUUCUUAAUAAUCUUGAUAAAUUUUCUCUUACUGAAGGUAGUAUUCUUCAAAAAUAUUACACAGCAACUAAAGAUCUCUCUCCUGAGGAAAGAGCAGCUUCUCUUGAAAGUAACAUUGAUUUGCAAGCUAUUCAUAAGUAAUAUGCUAAUGCUACUGCUGCUGUUGCUGCUGAUGAUGAUGAUGAAAGUGGCUCUGAUUCUGAUGAAAGCGUGAUGCAUCACUUUAUUACAUUUGUGCUCAACAAGAAUGGUUAAAUAGUUGAAUUGGAUGAUACCAAUUCAGGUCCAGUUGUUGUUAAAGAUCAUUCAGAUGACUUUAUUUAGGAUAUGGCCUAAAUUAUACUUGAGAAAAUCGAAAAUGGAGAUUACAGUGAGGAGAAUUUCAAAAUUUUCACUCUCAACAAAGAUAAUAUGGAAUGA
Molecule: messenger RNA, 717 nt
Organism: Stylonychia lemnae
Lineage: Eukaryota; Ciliophora; Spirotrichea; Sporadotrichida; Oxytrichidae
Source: the annotation of a GenBank genome assembly